Arctia plantaginis is the source of this 1104-nucleotide messenger RNA. The record is from the annotation of a GenBank genome assembly. Lineage: Eukaryota; Metazoa; Arthropoda; Insecta; Lepidoptera; Erebidae.
AUGAGAGGCAAAAUAAAUCGGUGCUUAAUAUCGCCCGAAGUUGUUGCUGCAAGAUCGCGCGCAAGCAGUCGCGCGAUGGAGCGGUACGAGAAACUAGCGAAGCUGGGCGAAGGUUCGUACGGGCUGGUGUACAAGUGCCGCAACAGGGAUACUGGCGAGAUCGUGGCUGUUAAGAAGUUCGUUGAGAACGAAGAUGAUCCACUCAUCAGGAAAAUCGCAUUACGAGAAAUACGGAUGCUUAAGAAUCUGAAGCAUCCGAACCUGGUGAAUUUAAUCGAAGUAUUUCGAAGGAAGCGCAAGCUGCACCUGGUCUUCGAGUACUGUGACCACACUGUGCUACAUGAACUUGAAAAAUAUCCUGCGGGCUGUCCAGAGUUGCUAUCGAAGCAGAUAAUCUGGCAGACGCUGCAGGGUGUGGCGUACUGCCACAGACACAAUUGCAUCCACCGAGACGUGAAACCGGAGAACAUAUUACUCACCAGCGAGGGCGUUGUCAAGCUCUGUGACUUCGGCUUCGCGAGGAUGAUCAGUCCGGGGGAGAGCUACACAGACUACGUGGCGACGCGGUGGUACCGCGCCCCAGAACUUCUAGUAGGAGAUACCAUGUAUAGCACACCAGUAGAUGUGUGGGCUAUUGGGUGUGUGUUUGCUGAGCUCCUGUCUGGCGAGGCGUUAUGGCCAGGCAAAAGCGACCUUGACCAAUUGUAUCUUAUUAGAAAAACCCUCGGAGAUUUACUACCCAGGCAUAUGACAAUAUUGUCGCAGAACUCAUUUUUUCAAGGAAUGGUGUUGCCAGAACCUACUAUGUUGGAGCCAUUGGAGAGGAAAAUACCGAAUAGAUAUAGCACCAAUGAACUGGUGUUAGAUUUUUUGAAUAAAUGCCUUGACAAGGACCCGAUGAUAAGGUGGACGUGCGAACAGCUGCUCAGGCACCCUAUCUUCGAAAAUUUCCUGUUCACAGUGCCUCAAUCUAAUCACGAGGAAUAUGAGAAAGUCAGGAGAGCACAGUAUGAAUUCAUGACACGAGGCCAGGAAACAGAAGACACGCCUCAAUCACAAAACGAAACCUACACAGAAGAUCAAGUGAAGAGGGGCAAAAAAUGA